AUGGCAGACGUCAAGACCAUCGUGGUCCUCGGUGCUGGCCCUGCCGCCCUUCCCGUGAUCCGUCAAACAAUGGUCAACCAAGUCAUGAAGCGCAAAGAUCUCAAGAUGGUCGUCGUUUCACCCAAUACUCACUUCCACUGGCCUGUCGCCAUGCCUCGUGUCGUUGUCCCCGGCCAAAUCUCAGACGACAAGGUUAUCAUCCCCUUGGAGCCUACCUUCAGCACUUAUCCUACCGACAAGUUUGAGUGGAUUCAGGGCAAAGCUAUUUCUCUUGAUACCACUUCCAACCUCGUCAGUGUUGAGCUUAACAGCAGCGCUACUGUUCGUGAAGUCAACUACCACACUCUGAUUAUUGCUACUGGCUCGAGAACGAGGGAUGGCCUGAUCUGGAAGGAUAUCGGAUCUACUGAGGCUACCAAGGCCAAGUUGCAUGAGAUUCAAGAUCAGAUCAGCAAGGCCAAGACUAUUGUUGUUUCUGGUGGUGGUCUCACCGGCUCCGAGACUGCCGGUGAACUCGGCUUCGAGUACUCUCAGCACGGAACCAAGGAGGUCAUCUUCAUCUACUCUGACGAUCUCCCUCUUGCGCCACCCGCGACAGAUGGAGUUCGCAAACAGACUCUCAAGGAGCUCCAGAAGCUCAAGGUCAAGACAAUGCCAAAGACAACUGUCAUCAGCGCAACACCUUCUGGAUCAGAUACCAUCCUCGAGGUGCGCUCUGCCGACGGAACGACCAAGAAGAUCACCGCAAAUGCCUAUCUCCCUGCUACUGGCACCAUCCCCAACACCGAGUUCGUUCCCAAGAACCUUCUCGACAGCAAAGGCUACGUCAAGCAGACAACCCAUCUCAAGGCUGCGGGCCAAAAGAACAUCUUCGUCAUCGGUGACGCUGGCAACCUUGAGAACUCACAGAUCGGCAUGGCAGACAAACAGGCACAGCAUCUUUUCAAGAAUCUACCCGCUCAUCUAGAUGGCGGCGAAAUUCCCGAGUAUACUCCUGCCGCUAAGCCGAUGUUUGCUGUGACACUUGGCCGAAGCCGAGCUACUGGCCAGAUGGGAACCAUGAAGCUGUUUAGCAUCAUGAUCUGGUGGGUCAAGGGACGAUAUCUGGGUACUGAUUAUGCUGAUGGUUGGGCGGCUGGCAAGAGGACUAUGAUGACGGUUUUUGAGAAGUAG
Fusarium tjaetaba is the source of this 1173-nucleotide messenger RNA. RefSeq names its product apoptosis-inducing factor 2. Bases 1 to 1173 code for a protein of 390 amino acids. Gene Ontology annotation, molecular function: electron-transferring-flavoprotein dehydrogenase activity; flavin adenine dinucleotide binding. The record is from RefSeq and is a predicted model, not a curated record. Gene Ontology annotation, cellular component: cytoplasm. The transcript has a single exon. Lineage: Eukaryota; Fungi; Ascomycota; Sordariomycetes; Hypocreales; Nectriaceae.